Messenger RNA from Phaeoacremonium minimum UCRPA7, 900 nucleotides. Its product is annotated as putative inositol monophosphatase protein. The coding region runs from base 1 to 900 and encodes 299 amino acids. The transcript is spliced from 2 exons. The record is from RefSeq and is a predicted model, not a curated record. NCBI's taxonomy places the organism in Eukaryota, Fungi, Ascomycota, Sordariomycetes, Togniniales, Togniniaceae. Gene Ontology annotation, molecular function: inositol monophosphate 1-phosphatase activity. Gene Ontology annotation, biological process: phosphatidylinositol phosphate biosynthetic process; signal transduction; inositol metabolic process.
AUGGCUGAGGUCAACCUUCAAGAAAUCCACGACACUCUGCUCUCCAUUGCCUUCGAGGCGGGGCGGAUGAUCAUGGCAGCCAACCCUGACGACAUCUCAACCGGCACGAAACUGAACUCUGUCGACAUUGUCACCGAGACCGAUCAAGCUGUCGAGAAGAUGGUUAGCACUCGGCUACAAAACAAAUACCCAACCUUUUCCUUCGUCGGUGAGGAGACCUACGUCGCCGGCGAGACCAAAGUUACGGAUGCCCCAACAUUCAUCGUCGACCCCAUCGACGGCACGACCAACUUCGUCCACGGCUUCCCGAACGCAUGCAUCUCGCUCGGCUUCGCAGUCAACCGCAUCCCCGCCGUCGGCGUCGUCUACAACCCCUUCCAGGACCUGCUAUUCACUGGCAUCCAGGGCCACGGCUCGUUCGUGCAGCGCAACGCCAGCCUGCCCGCGCCGGGCGAGAAGAGGCGGCUCGGCCCCAAGACGCCGCUGGGCGACCUGAGCACGGCGCUCGUCGCGGUCGAGUGGGGCAGCGAGCGGGACGGGCCCAACUUCGACAUCCGGGCGGACGUGUUCCGCAAGUUGACGGCGAGCAAGAAGACGGGCGGCAGCAUGGUGCACAGCCUGCGGUCGCUGGGCAGCGCGGCGCUGAACCUGUGCGCCGUGGCCGCCGGCCAGUGCGACAUGUACUGGGAGGGCGGCUGCUACGCGUGGGACGUGUGCGCGGGCUGGGCCAUCCUCAGGGAGGCCGGCGGCAUCAUGGCCAGCGGCAACCCGGGCGACUGGGACCCCGCGAUCGACUCGCGCGUGUACCUGGCGGUCAGGGGGGCGCCGAGCGGGCAGAAGGAGCUGGUGGAGGAGCUGUGGGCGGUCAUUGGCGACAGCAAGAUGUCCUACAAGCACUAG